Molecule: messenger RNA, 3092 nt
Organism: Neoarius graeffei (lesser salmon catfish)
Lineage: Eukaryota; Metazoa; Chordata; Actinopteri; Siluriformes; Ariidae
Product: desmoglein-2.1-like
Exons: 14
Coding region: 118-2409 (763 amino acids)
Biological process (GO): homophilic cell-cell adhesion
Cellular component (GO): desmosome; plasma membrane
Molecular function (GO): calcium ion binding
Source: RefSeq, a predicted model, not a curated record
GUUUUAAAGUGCUGAUUUCCUUCCAGCUCCUAUAAUCGCGCAGGUAUCUGUGGUGGAGGCGUUCAACUAUCCAGAUACAAACAACAAGGUUUUUUAUACCGAGUUUGCGCUCCGGAAAUGGCCAGGUCAUGGCGUUCAGUGCCACUUCUCUGCCUGUUUUGUUUCGUUAUAUGGUGUGUGUUUGAAGCUGGAGCCAAAUCAGACUACUCUGUAUCCCUCCAAAGGCACAGGAGAGAAUGGAUUGUCCCUCCACAAAUUUUGGAGGAGAAUGUAGACUACACUAAAAAGCCCUUUAUUGCCAGGAUUCGUUCAGACAAAACGAAUGAAAGUCAGGUCCCAUUAAGAUAUGCUUUAAAGGGCAUCGGUGCAGACAAGCCACCCUAUAACUUGUUCAUUGUGGACCCUUCCACUGGCAACGUUAAAGUAACUGGGAUCCUGGACCGAGAGUUCAUUUCCCAGUACAAUCUCUCUGGAAUUGCGAAGUACACUGAUGGAUCAAUAGCAGAGAAUGAAAUUCAGCUGAGAGUAAAGGUGCAAGAUCAGAAUGACAAUCCUCCCAUCUUCUUACCCAUCAGCACAGGAUCUGUGAAUGAGCUCAGCAAUAAAGGUACAACUGUAAUGAAAGUAACAGCAACAGAUGCUGAUGAACCUGGGAAUAUCAACUCUCAGAUCGUCUAUAAGAUUGUUGAUCAGAAGCCUCCAGGAGAGAUGUUUGAUAUUUAUCCGAAUGGAGAAGUGAUUGUUAGUAAUGAAAACUUGGACCGAGAGAAAGUUGACCAGUAUAAGCUUACUAUAAGAGCCUUAGACCUCAAUGGGGGUCGAGGUUGCAACACAGCGACAACAACAUUAACUAUUCAGAUCAAGGAUGUCAAUGAUAACAUCCCAGUACUGGAGCAGGACUCAUUUGAAGUCAGUGUUGAGGAGAACACAGAGAAUGUGGAGGUGAUGAGAUUGAAAGCCACUGAUCUGGACUUGCCAAACACUGAAAACUGGCAGGCUGUGUACACCAUUGUGUCAGGCAAUGGGGGUGGGCAUUUUAAUAUCGUCACUGAUCCAAAGACCAACGAGGGAAUCCUGAUGCUUGUCAAGAGUGUAGAUUAUGAGCAAGUAAAACUCAUGAAACUGGGCAUCAUUGUAAGUAAUGUGGCUCAGUUCUACCCAGGACAUAAGCCUUCAGGGAUACCUGGAUCUACAGGAAUGCUCGGUGGUGGUGGUGGUGGUGGUGGUAAAGUCUACACUAUGAAUGUUAAUGUAAAGAAUCAGCCUGAAGGCCCGAUCUUCAAUCCCAAAGUGAAGGCAGUUCCAGUUUCUGAAAAUGGAAAGAUGGUUGAUAUAAAAAAGGUCCUCACAACAUACACCGCUAUCGAUCCAGAUACAGGAUUACCUGCUCAUGGAGUCAAAUAUGUUAAAGGCUCUGACCAAGACAACUGGCUAUCCAUUGACGAGAAAACUGCUGAGAUCAAACUGAACAAAAUCCCAGAUCGAGAGUCUCCAUACCUAGUCAGUGGGACUUACAUGGCAGAAAUCCUCUGUAUUACUCAAGAUAUGCCCUUUAAAACAGCGACGGGCACUGUCGCCAUCCAGGUGGAGGACAUUAAUGACCACUGCCCUACUCUACCUGAUCCCACACAGACGAUGUGCACCACUCAGGAAGUUUUGUAUGUCACUGCAGAGGACAAAGAUGAUUUUCCAAAUGCAUAUCCCUUCACAUUCAUUGUCCUGCCUGAAGGGACAGAUGGAAAGUGGAGUGUGGAGCUCUUAAAUGAUACAACAGCCAUGUUGGUGCCCCAAGACACAUUGUGGCCAGGCCUUCUUCAGGUGACUCUGGAAGUUCGCGAUCAGCAGGGGAUGGCGUGUCCAGAUAAGCAGGUGUUAAAGGUGACUGUCUGCUCAUGUGAUGAAUCAGCAACAUGUGGCGCCAUUGCGGCUCAAGGAAAGAGCUCAGGCCUUGGCAGUGCCGGAAUUGGUUUGCUUAUCCUGGGACUCCUUGUGCUAUUACUUAUUCCACUCCUACUGCUGUUCUGUCAGUGUGGAGCAGCUUCCAUGAGCGGACCCUUCACUGACAUGCCUUUUGACACUAAACAGAAUCUGGUUUCCUACUAUACAGACGGUCAGGGAGAAGACCGGGAUGUGCCCUUCUUCCUGAGUGACACUGAUGGUCCUAGAAUGAUGCCAGGUGGCUUUUGGGCCAUCGACAGUGCAGCGAGUGGAGUUGCUGCCCUUGGAGCUGCAGGAGGUGCUGGUUACGUCAUCAAUAGAGGGCAAACCAGAAAUCAGAUUGAAAUGGCUUCUAUGAGUCAGGGAAUGAGCGGAUAUCUUGGGAUGACAAGGGAGGAGUUUUCCAUGUAUGACAGUGGACUGGGCCUUUCAAAAGACUUCUUCAACCAUUACUACCCACGUGGGCAGUGAAGGCGAGCUACAUCAUCGCGUGGGAGAUCGCAAAAGUGUCCAAGCCAUUUUCGGAGGGUGCAUUCGUCAAGGAUAAAUACGCAUCUGUUGGAAUCCAAUUUUUCUAUCAGUCAUUGCCACCAGAGUACCCAAUUAUCAUGGCCUUUGCCGGUAAAAUACUCUGUAUGUUCGGGACAACAUAUUUAUGUGAACAGGCAUUUUCAGUAAUGAAUAUUAAUAAAUCGAAACUGUGUAGUCGUCUGACCCAUGGACAUCUCAACGAUGUCAUGAAAAUGGCAACUGCCCAGAGUCUGUCCCCCAAUGUCGACAAGCUGGUAAAAAGUAAAAGACUUCUGGCUUCCACAUGUAAAAUGCAGCUGGUAUUUCUCCCCCAUGUAACCUUGUGCUGUGUGCUUGAGGGGGAAUAAACAGGAUGGGUGUGUGGAAAUAUAUGUGGGACUUGACCAGCAAAGUUAAUGUGCCAUCUGUAGUUUGUUUUUAUUGGUAUGUUCAGUCAUAUUUGGCUCUUUUAAACUAAUGCUACUGGAUAUUUAGUCACUUGACCUAUUGGUGGAAUUAUUUACCCUGGCACUUCUUUCUUUUGACUCGUUUAGGCCUACUUGCCAGUCGUUUUAAUUGGCCUAAUUAGGCCUAUGCAUUGACAUGUUUUUGAUGUGCAAGAUCAAUAAAUCUGAUCUAAGUCA